Molecule: messenger RNA, 1584 nt
Organism: Dromaius novaehollandiae (emu)
Lineage: Eukaryota; Metazoa; Chordata; Aves; Casuariiformes; Dromaiidae
Gene: C1QL2
Product: complement C1q like 2
Exons: 3
Coding region: 218-1036 (272 amino acids)
Molecular function (GO): protein binding
Source: RefSeq, a predicted model, not a curated record
CCCGCGCGCCGGAGCCGCGGCCACGCAGCGCCCCGCCGGCCGCCCUGAGGGGAGCCCCGCCGCGCCGAGGCGGCUCUGCCCGCUCCGCGCCCCGCGGGGAGCGGCCGGCCAGCGAGCCACCAUUACCUCGCACGGCAAGGAGGACCUGCGAGCGCUCGCCGCCCGGCUCUGGCAGCGGAGGAGGCGGCUGCUGGCCGCCGCCGGGCUCGCCCUGGCCAUGGCUCUGGCGCUGCUCAUCGCCGUGCCCCUGCUGCUGCUGCAGGCGCCCGCCGAGAGCGGCGCCCACUACGAGAUGAUGGGCACCUGCCGCAUGAUCUGCGACCCCUACAGCGGCGGGCGGCCGCCCGGCCCCGGCAGCACCGCCGCCGUGGAGGCCCUGCAGGACCUGGGCGCCAACCCGCCGCCGCCCUUCAUCCAGGGACCCAAGGGGGAGCCGGGCCGGCCGGGCAAGCCGGGCCCCCGCGGCCCCCCGGGGGAGCCGGGCCCGCCGGGCCCUAGGGGGCCGCCGGGGGAGCGCGGCGACUCGGGCAAGCCGGGGCUGCCGGGGCUGGCGCUGGCGGGGGCGGGCGGCGGCGGGAGCGGCGGCGGGGCGGCGGCGGGCGGCGAGGUGGCGGGCGGGCUGAGCGCCGCCUUCAGCGGGCCGCGCAUCGCCUUCUACGUGGGGCUGAAGAGCCCGCACGAGGGCUACGAGGUGCUCAAGUUCGACGACGUGGUCACCAACCUGGGCAACCACUACGACCCGGCCAGCGGCAAGUUCACCUGCCAGGUGCGCGGCAUCUACUUCUUCACCUACCACAUCCUCAUGCGCGGCGGCGACGGCACCAGCAUGUGGGCCGACCUCUGCAAGAACGGGCAGGUGCGGGCCAGCGCCAUCGCGCAGGACGCCGACCAGAACUACGACUACGCCAGUAACAGCGUGGUGCUGCACCUGGACUCCGGCGACGAGGUGUACGUCAAGCUGGACGGAGGCAAGGCGCACGGCGGCAACAACAACAAGUACAGCACUUUCUCGGGCUUUCUUUUAUACCCCGAUUGACCGGGAAGCGCGGCCGAGCCCGCCGCGCGUGUGCCCCGCCGCCGUCCGCGCUCCCCACAGGUCACUUUAGCUUCGUUACCAUUUUGUACGUAUGUUGGUUUUCUCUCUCUUUUUUUUCUUUCGGUGGAAAUGAAACACUGAGUGGAACAAAGCGAUCCCCCUCCUCCCCCCCCCCCCCCCCGCUCCUCCUUUCCCAGCCGCGGUGCGCUGCGUGCUGGCAGUGCCUCGGCCGCUCCCCACGUUUGCGGGAGAGCGCGGAGUUCACCUGUGCCGCACGCUGAACUUGGUCCGGUCAGGUUCUGUGUCAGUGAAUAUUAAUUAUGGUGAUGAGUUUUCAGAUUGACUAUUCAUGAAGCGGGACUGGAUCGUAACUAGUUCUUCCUCUGCUGCUUUGUUUGUAUGGGGUCAAGUGUAAACUUUUCUGUGCAGUUCAAUGCUCGUGUGAAUGAUAAUGUCAUUAACGUCAAAUCUCUGUUCUUGUCUGCAAAACAAUUCAGUCAUUGACCACAGUCACAAAAAAACCCACAUUAAAUUAUGUUUUUAGACAA